AUGCCUCCAAGAAAGAAGCAGCGAACCUCGGCUCAACGAUCACAGGCCGUAGCCGCCGGUGAGGCUACAACCCGAGCAGCUAGUGACAUCAAGGAUGUGAAUGAUUUCCAGCUGAAGCUGGAUGCAUGGAUCGAUGCUACACAUGGUUUGCGCCAUCAUGUUGAGAAGCAGCUUCCGUGUGAACCGACGGAACCUUUGGGCUUCGGACCCCAGCCCGGGCAAUUUGCCUGGCCUUUGUGUGAGGGCGGGACUCUCAAAGAUAUUGCUCAAAGAGCAUGGUCCGACCCGGAUCACCUUUUGGCUUUGAGUGCACGAAUGACACAUGCGGCAGGUUUGUUGGACACGGAUAGUGUUGAGGACUUCAAGACCCACUUCUGUACGAUUCCAGGGGAGCAGAUGGUGCUGCGAAUGCCGAGCAGCACCGAUGCUACAGUGGAUUCCAGCAACAGAGCUGUGGGCACACUGCUUUAUGGGGAUGGGUCACAGAAGAUGCUCGCAGCCUUCACCGCCUGGAUCGGCUUGUUGUCGCUUUGGGAAUCUGAGCCGAAUGUCUUUGACAAUGAUCAGGUUCAAGGUUUGAUAGCAUCAUUCUUGAGCAUUCCUACAUGCACGAAGUCAUCUGUGGAAAGCAAUGACAGCCUGACGGCUACGAUUGGCCGCAUUGUGAAGCAAAACAUCGAUUCAAAGGUCCUUCCUGUUUCUUCGUUCCAGUGGAACUCCAUUUUGCGAAGUCUCAAAGUGGAGGUCAAGCUGGAUGUGGCUUUGAGGGUUUACAACUCCCACCCAGACGUCGUGGCACAUGAUGAAAGCGGCAGCGGCUGCGUGACUUUGGACAAUCGGAAGAAGCAGGGCGUCCAGAAUUGGUUCGAGCGAACGUGCGAUGAAGCAUUGGCUGUGGUACUUCAGUCAACACAUGACCUGGCAUUUUCUUAUGGAUGCUUCGGGGAAAGCUUCUCGCUGUGCAACUUCGCCUUUCUCGGGAGUGCAGCGAACCUUAUGGCUUCAGAGACAGCAGACUUGACCAUGCGCCCCCUCGACAAGGAGCCUUUGUGUCUGUUGUUACUUGGCUCCAAGGACUGGCGCUUGCCAAUGACGGCGAGUGCCCAGGUCCUUCUCUUCAAACGAGUGCAGGAGCAGUUCAACCGGACGACCACCGGCAUCCCUGUGAACCAGAGGAAGAAGUACAGGCUGACCUCUGAGGAUCUCGUCAAGCUCAGAAAUUGUUGCGUGUUGUUCGAGCAGUGCUUCCACUUCCUCGAAGCACAGGUGGGCAGCGAGGCAGUGUCGUGGAGAGAGUCGUUCAUCAACGGCCACGACGAGGAUUGGAGGGUGCUGCUGGAUGUUCGACCAUCGACUGUGGCCUUGAGUAUGCUGCAGUCUGUGCAAGAGAAGGCCCGAGAGACACUGCUGCAGAAGGAGAACAUCGCAAUGAAAGAUGUGGAGGACCAAAGGCAGCAAGUGUUGGAGGCUGAGUGGAAGCUCUUCUGCUCCGGCUUGAAAAAAGACCAGGAGACCGUGAAGCUUGCAUCUGAUGCUCCUCGCCAAGUCAAGAUGCUGCAGCAUGCUCGCGAGGUGGAGCAGAGGAAAAGCCAAGCUGCAGAUGGUCUCAAGGCAGCUUCCGGGUACCAGGAAGCAUACCUUCGAGUCGUGAAGCUGGCCAAGAUGGAACUUGCAACAGCGGAAGUGUCCAAGAUGAAGAGCACUGAGCUGGCAUGCUCCCGAGAGAGUAUUUCCAUCCUUGGGUUCGCAGACAUGAACGUGCCAAAGUGCAGGCAGAAGGAGGUUUGCCAGAGCAUUUGCAAUGGGAUCGCUGCCAUCAAUGCAGAUGGCCCAGCCGAGCAAAAUGCGACCCUGUUGUUGCUGCCAGACCUUCCCCGCGACUCGAGUCCCAGAGGGUUGUGGGACGAAGAAAAAAGGGUGUUCGAAGCCUUGUUUUCCUUGCAGCAACACGUGGAGACAAGAUUCGUUGAAUGCUUCACACGUGAGAAAAAGGGCGAGGUGAAAUCCAAUGCGAGGCGUUUCUCUAUGGGGAGAGUUGUGUGCAACAGUGCUUCCAUGGACGAUUGCAUUUGGAUGAGUGGAGAGCUCGCAAUGUAUGGACGACCCGUGGGAGCUGCUGAGGUAGAAACCGGAGCACCGACGAGUGUGCUCCCGAAGCAGAGCGAGCUCUUGCUGCCUGAGUCCGCGAGUACCAGCCAGGACUUGAGAUUGUCGGAGAAACCGAAACCAUCUCCGGAACAGACCUCAGCACAGAAAGGAAUCGCGCGAGCAAAGGCACUCCUUGAGGCAGCCCUCAGGGGCGUGAGCCCACCGGGCCCAGUCUUGGUGAUCAACCUCACCGGGUACGUCGAAGAAGUGGGGGCAGCUGAGUUGGACCGAAUCCCGGGAUCCGCCAUUCUGAAAUCUCCUGAUGCCUUGAGGCUGGAAGUCACGGUUAGAGAUGGCACCAUCAUAGACAUCCAUCCUGAUCAUAAGAAGAAAUGGUCUCAGACGGCAUAUGCUGGCGAGUUUGAAAGACUGGCCAAGCAGCAUGCUGAGGGUGUGAAAGAUCUGCUGAAGCCUUGCUUGGAGCGAACAGCUGCUCAAGAGCCAGCUCAAGCAUCGACGGCCAACGACACUGAGGACACAGGCGGUGCUGCAGCCAGCGCAGCCGGCGAGAACCUAGCUCUCAAAGCCUAUGAGUCUUUUGAGGCCCUCAAUGGCGAGGACGAGAUCAAGGACCGCGUGAACUCCGAAGUCACCGGGGUUGAGAUCUUGAAGAGCAAGGACAAGCUGUACCUCAUGAGUGAGAAGGCCCGCGUGCUUGGCAAGCACACGAUUCUGGGUGGCUUUGGCACCGGCAAGCUUUUUGAGCUCAAAAGAAAGUUUGUGCCAUGCACGGAGCAGUGCGACGGAGUGGAUGUGAAAUGGGCCAAUGGAGACAAAACCCUGGUGCAGGCAGAGAUGGCAAGCAUCUCCCCCCAGAGUGGCGCCAAUGUUUGCGAAGUCAUGACACUUUACAGGUAUCUCACCCUGCUUGAACGAUCUAAGAAGAUCAGCAAGUAUGAGUUGUCGUACUCCAAGUGCACGCGAUCCGCCGCUUCGGGAAGCUCCGGUCCUUCAGAUGCCUUCAAUAUCGAAAUCUCCGAGCCCCACAAGUUUCGAGUGCUCCCGAACUUAGAGCAGAAGAUGACGUGCAAGUCUUUCUUCCACAACAUGAUCAAGCAGGUGGAGGAAUCCGAUGCGAUUUGCCCCAUCUUUCGUUGGAGGUUCGAGCGGAUCCAUGGAGUCAGCAAGAUCCAAAAACCUUACGUUGCACUGACCGGAGCAUUGAAGCUGGAGCCAGGCAAACCUGUGGCUCUGUGA
Symbiodinium sp. CCMP2592 is the source of this 3345-nucleotide messenger RNA. The record is from the annotation of a GenBank genome assembly. Lineage: Eukaryota; Dinophyceae; Suessiales; Symbiodiniaceae.